Messenger RNA from Pseudomassariella vexata, 150 nucleotides. RefSeq lists its product as uncharacterized. The annotation marks the transcript as partial. The record is from RefSeq and is a predicted model, not a curated record. The transcript has a single exon. NCBI's taxonomy places the organism in Eukaryota, Fungi, Ascomycota, Sordariomycetes, Amphisphaeriales, Pseudomassariaceae.
CGGGCCGAGCGAUUAAGCAAUCUUCGAGUUCGACUCGGUAACAGGUUCUCGAGGACGGGAGCGAUAGCAGAUCUGGAAGAGGCGAUUCAAGUGGCACGACACGCCGUCGAGGCCACCCCUGAAGAGCAUCUGGACCGGGCUGGACGGUGA